Messenger RNA from Panicum hallii, 2396 nucleotides. RefSeq names its product serine/threonine-protein kinase HT1-like. Bases 433 to 2259 code for a protein of 608 amino acids. Lineage: Eukaryota; Viridiplantae; Streptophyta; Magnoliopsida; Poales; Poaceae. The record is from RefSeq and is a predicted model, not a curated record. Gene Ontology annotation, biological process: protein phosphorylation. The transcript has 4 exons. Gene Ontology annotation, molecular function: protein kinase activity; ATP binding.
CACCUCGCACUCAUUCCCCGGUCGCCCUCCCCGGUUGCGCGGCCACGUACGGCCCUCCGGUUGGUCCACACUUUUUCUCCGCCCCCUCGAACCGAGCCCGUUCGCGUCGAGCGAUUAGGAUCUUGUUCCUUCUGUUUCGUGGAUGAGGGGGGCAGAGCAUGGAGGAGGAGGCGGCGGCUGACGGGCGCUGAUCGGCGGAUGGCGCGUCGGAUUGGAGCAGUGGAGCUUGGGGGAUUCCGAGCCCCUCGGGAGGGGAUCGAAUGCGGAGCCUGCUCGUCGGAUUGCGAGGAGCUCUAGUUUCAGCUUCGCACUCUGUUCUUGUCGCCUGCCUCAGCUAAGCUCUGACUUUAUUCAGUCCUUGUUGCAAGUUGCUGUUUGCUCUCCCGUAUCCUGCCUGUUCUGGGCGUCCGCUUGACUUGAGAUUCAGAGGAGAUGGACGACGAGGACUACUCGUGGGUGCGGCGCACCAGAUUCUCGCAGUCCAUCGUCAGGUCCAGCUCCGGCAGGGAGCAGUACGGCGCGUUCAUCGAGCAGUUCAGUCGCGGCGCCGAACUGAAGCUCAACGGAUUGGGCACGGGGCGCAGGCUUCCUGGCCAGAAUCUACAGCCCUUGGCGAAGGGAUCCGUGCUCUCGAACUCGGCCUCGGCAAGGCUGACGAUUCCCAAAGCCAAAUCGGCAGGCCCUCAGUCGGAACGGAAGCUGAAGCAUGCGUCUUCAGAAGGCCAAUUCAACCGAGACAGGAGCAGUGAUCGCUCGUUGCGACAAGCAUCGCCGAAGCAGGACCGGAAGGGGGUCGGCCUGAGCUUGGACAUUCCACAGCGGCAUGCCGUUCGGCCAUCCGACGACGAGAGCCCGGACGCGCUGGAUUUCUCCUUCCACUCGGACGAGCAAAGCCAGAGGCUUCAGAGAGUGUGCUCCAGCCCUGCUCCUUUCUACUCGCAGGAUGCUGCAUCACCAGUUGAUGAUUCCAGAGCGCGAAGUGCAUCUAUGAAGGGCACCGGAGAGGUACCGAAGCCGACGCCAAAGCCGAAGCGCAGGGCAAAAUCCCCUAUCCCCAAGCGCGCCAUCUCUGACGUGUUCAAGGAGGCCAAGGCUGCCACCAAGCGAUUCUCCAGCCCGCAACGGCAGAGGAAGCCCACGUCUCCAAGGUCACCUGAUGACAGCCCUCCGUUCGGCUUCGCUUCGCUGAGAACACCAAGCAAACUGAAGAUUAAUAGGAGGACCUCCUCAUGGCCGAGGAGGAACUUUGACGAUGGACCAGCAAAGGUUGCUGCAUCGGAUAUCCUUGAGAGAUGGACAGUUGACCGCUCGCAGUUGCUCAUCGGCCACAGAUUUGCAUCCGGGGCGUAUAGCCGAUUGUUCCAUGGGAUCUACAAGGAACAACCUGUUGCUGUGAAGUUUAUCAGGCAGCCUGAUGAUGGUGAGGAUGACGAGUUGUCUGCUCGGCUUGAGAAGCAGUUCACUGCAGAGGUUACCAUUCUGGCAAGGCUCCAACAUCGAAAUGUCAUCAAGCUUGUUGGAGCGUGCAAUUGUCCACCGGUCUUCUGUGUCAUCACCGAGUUCCUUUCUGGGGGUUCUUUGAGGGCUUUCUUACGCAAGCUGGAGCGUAAGACUCUUCCAAUGGAGAAGGUCAUUUCUAUUGCUUUGGAUAUCGCUCGUGGCCUGGAAUACAUUCACCUCCAAGGAAUUGUUCACCGUGAUGUGAAACCUGAGAACAUUCUAUUUGAUGGAGAAUUCUGCGCUAAGGUCGUCGAUUUUGGAGUGGCCUGUGAAGAAGCACACUGCAAUUUGUUAGGGGAUGACCCGGGUACUUAUAGAUGGAUGGCACCAGAGAUGUACAAGCACAAGCCAUAUGGCCGGAAGGUUGAUGUUUAUAGCUUUGGACUUGUCUUGUGGGAAUUAGUCACUGGUACACUCCCUUAUGAAGAUAUGACGCCACUCCAAGCAGCUUUUGCAGUUGUCAGUAAGAACUUGAGACCGGCUAUUCCUUCUAGCUGCCCGGCAGCAGUAAAAUUCCUGAUUGAGCAGUGUUGGUCCUGGCAACCAGAGAAGAGGCCUGAGUUUCGACAGAUUGUUUCAAUCCUUGAAAACCUCAAGACAGUUCUUGAAAGAGAUGGAAUGCUCGACAAAAUCCCAAGCUUCAUCUGCCAGCCCCAGGAAUGCAACGAUCAGAACAAGAAGAAGGUUUCCAGCUGGAUCCAGAGGCUCUCAUACACUCAACCUGAUUUUUCCGGACCUCCACCCCCAAAGUUACUGUAAUUAUGCGUCUUCUUGUCAAUUUUUAGUAGCGCGUGUUAUCUGGUAGAUAGCAACUCUGUAGAUUUAUUUUCUUCUCCUUUUUUUUGUUGAGAGAUCAGAAGUUUUUUCAUGGUAUAUACUCGGACACAGUGCAUACA